Manis javanica (Malayan pangolin) is the source of this 2890-nucleotide messenger RNA. Lineage: Eukaryota; Metazoa; Chordata; Mammalia; Pholidota; Manidae. The record is from RefSeq and is a predicted model, not a curated record.
CACCCGCCCCGAGGCUUGAACCUGAGCCCGGCGCAGCCGAGGACGGAGAGGCGGACGCCAACGGCCGGCGCUGCGGGGCGGGAGUCGGCGCGGGAACCGGCGCGGAAGCGCGGCGUGGAGGGGUUGGUGUAGCUGAGGCUCGGCCUUGCAUCUUCCGGCCGGGCCCUGGCCGCCGGGGCUCCCAGGCAGGUGCGGGCGGCGUCCGCCGAGGCCGCCGUCUGGCCAUGAUCGACUCGGUGAAGCUGCGCCGCGCAGGAGCUGCAGACUUCUUCUCGCAUUAUGAAUACCUGUGCGCGCUGCAGGACUCGGUGCCCCUGCCCGGUGUGCGCGCCUGCCUCCGGGAGGGCCUGCUGGACUUCAACGCCGACCGCCUCCGCUUGGGGGACUGGGCGCCGCUCCUGAGCACCCUCAAGAUUAAUAGAGAUCUCCCCCUGGUCUCUGUCAAAAGCUUCUUCCAGGCGUGGCUUAGCGAAACAGGUUGUGACAGAAAUAAAGUUUGCCGACGUCAUGUUCCUGCAAUAAGAAACAAAGAUGUGACCUUCCAGUUAUGUAAAGCUCUUAAAUGCUGUUUAAGUGUAUCAAGUGCUCUAAAGAGCCUGGAGCUAAAUGGACUAGUUCUGAGAGAGAGAGAUUUAACUAUUUUAACAAAGGGAUUGAAUAAAUCAGCUACUUUGGUGCACCUGUCUCUUGCAAAUUGUCCAAUUGGAGAUGGAGGUUUAGAAAUUAUUUGUCAAGGUAUAAAGAACUCAAUCACUCUUAAGACAGUAAAUUUCACAGGGUGUAAUCUGACAUGGCAGGGAGCAGAUCACAUGGCCAAGAUCUUAAAGUAUCAGACCAUGAGAAGACAUGAGGAAACCUGGGCUGAGAGUCUUCGUUACAGGAGACCUGAUCUUGACUGUAUGGCUGGUUUGAGGCGCAUCACCUUGAAUUGCAACAGACUCAUUGGUGACCUUGGUGCAAGAGCAUUUGCAGAAUCUCUUAGUGAGGAUUUAUGGCUUAGAGCACUUGACCUGCAGCAGUGUGGCCUUACCGGGGAAGGAGCAAAGGCUUUACUAAAGGCCCUUGAAACCAAUGGAACCCUAGUCAUUCUGGAUAUAAGAAAAAAUCCUCUCGUUGAUCAUUCUGUGAUGAAAGCAGUUAUCAAAAAAGUUCUCCAGAAUGGAAGGAGUGCCAAGUCAGAGUAUCAGUGGAUAACUUCUCCAUCAAUGAAGGAACCAUUCAAAACUGCUAGACAAAAAAAGAAAACUAUAAUUCUGGGAAGUGGUCGAAAAGGAAAAGCUACUAUUAGAAUUGUUAUUUGGAGACACAGAGGAUUAGCUUCAAAGAAAUCUGUAAGUAAUGGAAGAAAACACUUGCUUGGUAAAGAAUAUGCUCCUGAACCUCUCCCGCCUGGUGUGUGUGGGUUCCUGCCAUGGCGUACUGCACAACGUGCAAAAAGGAUCAGGGGUUUUCCAUUAAUCAAAACUCGUGAUGAAUAUAAUCAGUUGCAGCAAUCAGAGUUUCCUGUGACUGUGACCGUAGAGAGUCCUUCCUCCUCAGAAAUUGAAGAGAUGGAUGAUUCUUCAGAAAGCGUUCAAGAAGAGCCUGAGAAGGCCAGUUUAAAACUAGAAGCAUUACAGGCAAAACUGGAGGAGUGCCUAAAGCAAUUAAAGGAGGAAAGAGUAAUAAGGCUUAAGGCUGAUAAACGAGUAACUGAGCUGGAACGUGAAAAUGCCCAAUUAAGAAAUAUAAAUUUCUCUUUGUCUGAAACCCUUCAUGCACGGUCAUUGACAAGCAUGAUCCUGGAUGAUGAAGGUGUUUUGGGCAGCAUAGAGAAUUCUUUCCAGAAGUUUCAUGCUUUCUUGGAUCUCCUUAAAGAUGCUGGGCUUGGGCAGUUUGCCACAAUGGCUGGAAUAGAUCAGUCAGAUUUUCAUUUACUAGGUCAUCCCCAGAUGAAUUCUACUGUUAGUAGUCCACCUAACGAAGAAAAGAAGGCACUUGAAGAAGAAAAACCAGAAGAAAAGCAGAAUGCCCUAGGACCAAUGCAGAAUAUCCAAAACAAGGAGAUGCCUCUCCACCUGACUCCCUCUGCUCACUUCUGCCUUGAAGGAGAGCCGGAAGCCUUGGGCCUUGGGUUAGGAUGCGCUGGCCUCGCAAAUCGUUGGCCUUGCGUGUGUGCUGUAGCUGGCGUUCCUGCAUCCGUCCUGCAGGCUGCUCUUUACGUGUCACAGGCCUUGCCAGGGACUUGAGCACUACCAAUCUGCCUUCAGGAGCAACUCUGGGUGAAAUUACAAACAGCUCCGUUUCUUCAGGGACUUCAGAGUCUCAUGUGGAAGAGGUAAGGUGCUUGCUCAAGCUGGGAAAGUCUUACCAGACUUGCCCCUUUUGGGUGGGUUUCCUCUUAAUGGUUUUGAGGAGAAGCAGCUUCUGAGGAGAGCUUGUACCCCAGCCCAUAGGCCCCGGCCAGCCUGGGACUUCUGCUGGGUGUGAGAAGGGCCCUGUGGCAGCAGGACUGGUCCCAUGAGAGUGGGAUUCCCCCAGACAAGUUUGUUUACCAGAGAACAGAUUCUACACAGCAUGCCCCAGGAGCGGCAUCCUGGAGAGCCUGAAGCCAAGACUGUUCUGUAGUGGAGACAGCCGCAGGAGGAGGUGGACUCAGCCCCAUGGCUGCAUGAGAUCCUCCCGCCUGACCCUGAACCUGAAAGAAACUGGGCAGGAAAUAUUUGUGGACUUCUAAUUUCUUUAGAGUUCAACCUUAAAGAGAAAGCCGUUUUAUUUAUAUAAGACUUUAAUUCCUUUUUGAGAAUUGAAUAAUGAGGCAUUUCAUAUAAUUCAAGUCAAGGCAUUUUAAAUAUUGCUGGCUGUGGAUAAAAUGAGAGUUCCUGUGGCCAGGAUUCUCACCUGGCCCUGG